AGCUUAUAAAAGCGCACACAACCAGCAGAUCAAAGUCAUACUCCAAAACUCACCAAAGGGUAGACCCCAAUAACAUAUAAUAAUCCUUUUACAAACUUUCCAUCGCCUCCUAUGGCCAACUCCCAGCUCCAUGAUCAUGAUGGUGGCCUAAAUGACCUGGACAAAGCCGAGGUGGCGGUGGUUCUGGUGCCCUUUCCGGCACAAGGCCAUCUCAACCAGCUCCUCCACCUUUCCCGUCUUCUCUUGCGGUACAAUAUCCCCGUCCACUAUGCCGGCACUGCUAUCCACAACCGCCAAGCCAUGCUUCGUGUCCAUGGUUGGGACCCAAAUUCUUCAGUUUCAAACAGCAAUAUUCAUUUUCAUGACCUCACAAUCCCACCUUUUCUCUCCCCUCCUCCUAACCCCAGUGCAGCAAUCAAGUUCCCUGCACAUCUCCAACCAUUAUUCGAUGCUUCCUUGCACCUUCGUGAGCCCUUGGCCGCACUUUUACGUGAACUUUCAUCCAAAGCAAGAAGGGUCAUUGUCAUCAAUGACUCCCUGAUGGCAUAUGUGGUGCAGGACGUGAUUAACAUCCCAAACGCCGAGUCCUACACGUUCCACAGUGUAUCGGCUUUUACUUGUUUCUUGUACUUCUGGGAUUCUAUGGCAAAUAUUCGAGAUUCUGAAGUAAACGCCAAGAUCCCUAUAGACAUUCCAUCUCUUGAAAGUUGCUUCACGACCGAGUUCUUUGACUUCGUUGUUUCCCAAUUUGAAUUCCAGAAGUGGAGUUCUGGCUCCCUCUACAACACAUGCAGGGUCGUAGAGGGUGCCUAUGUGGAUCUAAUGGAAAAGAUUGACGAAGGCAAGAAGCAUUGGGCUAUCGGGCCAUUCAAUCCGGUUAGGAUACCCGAGAAGAAGAAGAGUAGUUCGAAUAUUGGACGGGAUAAGUGCUUGGAGUGGCUGGACAAACAGGCACCAAACUCGGUAAUAUAUGUGUCGUUUGGGACAACAACUGCAAUGGAAGAUGAGCAAAUAAAGGAGCUAGCAAUUGGGUUGGAGGAAAGUGAGCAGAAGUUCAUCUGGGUCUUGAGGGAUGCCGAUAAAGGAGAUGUUUUUAAUGGAGAUGUGAGAAAAGCUGAGCUCCCCAAAGGGUUUGAAGAGAGAGUUAAAGAGAGGGGAAUGGUGGUGAGAGAGUGGGCUCCACAAUUGGAAAUUCUAAGCCACCCAUCAACGGGUGGGUUUUUGAGUCACUGCGGAUGGAAUUCUUGCAUCGAGAGCAUCACCAUGGGGGUGCCAAUUGCAGCUUGGCCAAUAGCCUCGGACCAGCCGAGGAACACGGUCCUGAUUACAGAAUUGCUCGAAGUUGGAAUUGUCGUGAUGGACUGGUCGCGCCGGGAACAGCUAGUGACGUCAACCACUGUAGAAAAAGCUGUGAAACUGUUGAUGGCAACGAAGGAAGGGCAUGCGAUAAGGAAGAGGGCGGCGGAUUUGGGCGGUGCUGUCAGGAGGUCCAUGGAUAAAGGUGGAGUUUCACGCAUGGAGUUGGAUUCUUUCAUUGCUCAUAUCUCUAGGCCGUAGGUAGAGUACUGGAGACUUUGGGGGAUUAAACGAGAAGGAAGAAAGACGAAGGUAAUAAAACAAAAAAUGAAGGAUCUGA
Molecule: messenger RNA, 1636 nt
Organism: Juglans microcarpa x Juglans regia
Lineage: Eukaryota; Viridiplantae; Streptophyta; Magnoliopsida; Fagales; Juglandaceae
Product: zeatin O-glucosyltransferase-like
Exons: 1
Coding region: 112-1557 (481 amino acids)
Molecular function (GO): UDP-glycosyltransferase activity
Source: RefSeq, a predicted model, not a curated record